Messenger RNA from Euleptes europaea (tarantolino), 1551 nucleotides. RefSeq names its product zona pellucida sperm-binding protein 4-like. The transcript is spliced from 11 exons. NCBI's taxonomy places the organism in Eukaryota, Metazoa, Chordata, Lepidosauria, Squamata, Sphaerodactylidae. Gene Ontology annotation, molecular function: acrosin binding; structural constituent of egg coat. Bases 1 to 1551 code for a protein of 516 amino acids. Gene Ontology annotation, biological process: prevention of polyspermy; binding of sperm to zona pellucida. Gene Ontology annotation, cellular component: egg coat. The record is from RefSeq and is a predicted model, not a curated record.
AUGUCCGGGGAUGGACGGAUCGUCUUUCUCAAAGUGUUUUGCUGCUUUAACCACCACCACCCCUCAGAUGCUGAAGGCCGGCCCCACCCCUUGACGAAUGACUCAGCCUGUGGGACUUGGGUAGCCCCGAAUCGCGAUGGCUCCGUGGUGGUGAAGAUGGCAGCUUCCGGGUGUUACGUCGAAGCCCGCGAUGGAAGCUACCAAGCAGUGAUCCAGAUUGAAGGUCUGAGAGCGAACGGACAAAAGACCUCCUAUAAAGAAGUACUGAAAUGCCCAGAGACCUUUCUAGCACUGGAUUCUCCCAGCCCCGGUCUGUGUUCAGCCGUCCAAGCCCCGGACAGACUCCCGUGCGCGGCCUAUCAAGUCAGCCAGGGGGAAUGCGAGGACCUGGGAUGCUGCUACAACUCCAGGGACAGGGUGGCUCCUUGUUACUACGGCAACAAAGUGACAGCCCACUGUACCCCAGAAGGCCAGUUCUCCAUUGCCGUCUCCAGGGACGCGACCCGUCCACCUCUCACCCUGGAUUCGGUGCGCUUGCUGAGCAGCCGAGGGAGAGAGUGCGUCCCUGUAUCCAAGACCAGCACCUUUGUCCUCUUCCGGUUUCCACUUUCUGCUUGUGGGACAAUCUUGAAGACCACCGGAAGCCAGCAGGUCUAUGAGAAUGAGCUGGUGGCAGACAGGCAAGUCCUUGUGUCCCGUUCUGGUUCCAUCACCCGGGACAGCAACUUCAGGGUCACCAUCCGUUGCAGCUACUCGGCGGAAUCCUCCUUGCCGGUCAACGUCCUGGUUGCCACUCUGGCGCCCCCUGCUGCCAUCGCCCAGCAAGGGCCGCUCACCUUGGAGAUGAGAUUGGCCCGAGAUGAGCACUACUCCUCCUACUAUGCCGACCAGGAUUACCCAGUGGUGAAGGUUCUCCGCGACCCGGUUCCCGUUGAAGUCCGCAUCCUCGGGAGGAUGGACCCAGCGCUGCAAUUGGUCCUGCAUGAAUGCUGGGCCACGCCAAGUACCAACCCCCUGCAGAAACCAGAAUGGCCACUGCUUGAAAAUGGAUGCCCCUAUAGAGGAGACAACUACCAAACCCAGCGCGUACCUGUCGGGGAGGACUCAGGGCUGCAGUUCCCCUCCCACCAUCAGCGCUUCAUCGUGAGCACUUUCACUUUUGUGGAACCCGCUUCGCAGAGGAUGCUUACUGGUCCGGUGUAUUUCCACUGCAGCGCCUCAGCCUGUGUCCCUUCAAGGCAGGAGAGAUGUAUCAUCCAUUGUGAGGUGACCACUCCAGGAAGAAGACAAAGAACAGCAGAGGAACAUCCGGAAGAACAGCUGGUCUUGGUGACCUUGGAUGGACCUGUGAACUUUUCCAGCCCUAGAGAGGCAGAAGUGCUGUCUCACCAAGGACUGAAAAUGUUCCCCCAGGACAGCUCAGUUCAGUGGGAUGCUACUGUGGUCCUGGCAUCAGGAAUUGCUGCGGUGGUUGCGGUGGGCGGCCUGGUGGCUGCGGUGCUCAGGGGGUGCCGGGGCAGGCAAGAAAAAAGAUUAUUUUCCCGCGCGUAA